UUACAUUACUUAAAUAAACAUAUAGAAAAAUUUGUAUAAUGUCAAAAUUAGAGCAAAUGAAUUUGAUGCUUAGAAAAUCCGUGUACAUGACUGUGUCCCACUUGCGAGAUAUACUGAUACUUCCUCUUGACACACUAGUAUUGGUGACAACAACAAUUUUGCUGAAGAUAUUUCAAAAAGUUUUCCUCUGUUUCAUCGGAGUAUAUAAGGAUGUGGACACAGCACUCCGAGAAGCAGAGGGAAUCGUGCGAAGCGUUUGGAAUGCCUGCAUUAAAUUGUUUGUUGUCCUACUAGACGAUUUUUUCAUUGUAUCGAGAGCUGAAUUCGGAUAUGUGGACAUACAUGUGUCAAAUCAUUGUGUAUAACGUGGCGUAUACUUAUUUGUAUCCUCAUUGUGUAUUGCCAGCAAAUAAUAAAGGGUUUCACAAUUCCUUAUUGGGAUAACAAACGCAA
Messenger RNA from Drosophila virilis, 453 nucleotides. The record is from RefSeq and is a predicted model, not a curated record. Lineage: Eukaryota; Metazoa; Arthropoda; Insecta; Diptera; Drosophilidae.